UAGCCUCCGCCCUCCCUAUCUCCCUUGCUUGCAAGUCACACGCACUCCGGCCGGCCGGCAGGCAAAAGAUCGAGCUCUUUUGGUUCCUCUUUCGUUUCCUUUUCUCCUCCUCCUAAGCUUUUUGGUUCUGUGCGUUGGUGGAGAGCUGGAGGAGGAGAUGGACAUGAACAGUGGCUGGCUCGGCUUCUCCUUGUCUUCCUCUUCUUAUGCCGCCAGGGGCUACGACGCCGGCGAGGGAGUGGGGUGCGAUGGCGGUGACGGUGGCUCUUGCUCGUCGCCCACAGCGGUGGCGGCGCCUUCUUCGCCCAUCGUAGGCGUGCCGUUGCACUCUGGCGGCGGCUCUGGGCAGUACGACGGCCGAGAUUGGAGGCAUCAGCACGCAGAAGCCAAAGGACCCAAGCUGGAGGACUUCCUGAGCGUCGGCUACGGCAACGACAGGAGCAGCGGCAUCUACGACGCCAGCCACGCCGACGAGCUCAAGUACCACCACCACCAGGACGUCCAUCACGCGUAUCCAGGCUCGCCCUACUUCCAGGGCAAUGGCGGCGGUGGCGCCGUCAUCGGGCUGGACAUCAACAACGCGCCGCCGCCGCCACACUGCACCGGCCUCCCGGACCACCACUACAUGCCGGCGCACCACGGCCAGUACUCGCUGUGCCCGCCGAACCAACAAGCUGCAGGCACGGGGGCGAUGGCGGCGGCGCCAAUGUACAGCUCGGCGGCGGGCUUCGACGGCAGCACCAACAUGUCGAUCUCUGGCAUCAAGUCCUGGCUCCGGCAGUCGAUGUACGUCCCAGAGCGGUCGCCGGCGGUGCCUCCAUCCGUGCACUCCGCCCCGACCGAGCCGCCGCCGCCGCUGCCGGCGCCGUGCGUCCCCGUCCCUCGCAAGCUCGCGCAGACGUUCGGGCAGAGGACGUCGCAGUUCCGCGGCGUCACCAGGCACAGGUGGACGGGGAGGUACGAGGCUCACCUGUGGGACAACACCUGCAGGAAGGAAGGCCAGACCAGGAAAGGAAGGCAAGUUUACCUAGGUGGGUAUGACAAGGAGGAGAAGGCCGCGAGGGCUUAUGAUCUGGCAGCGCUCAAGUACUGGGGGCCAACGACUCACAUAAAUUUCCCGUUAAGCACCUACGAGAAGGAGCUGGAGGAGAUGAAGCACAUGACAAGGCAGGAGUUCAUUGCGCACUUGAGAAGGAACAGCAGUGGCUUCUCGAGGGGAGCAUCCAUGUACAGAGGAGUGACCAGGCAUCACCAGCACGGCAGAUGGCAGGCCAGGAUUGGGAGGGUGGCAGGGAACAAGGACCUAUACCUGGGAACCUUCAGUACGCAGGAGGAGGCGGCGGAGGCGUACGACAUCGCGGCGAUCAAGUUCCGCGGGCUGAGCGCCGUCACCAACUUCGACAUCAGCAAGUACGACGUGAAGCGCAUCUGCGCCAGCUCGCACCUCAUCGGCGGGGACCUCGCCUGCAGGCGCUCCCCGACGCGCGACGCGCCGGCGCUGCCCAGCGGCGUGAGCGUCGCCGUGGAGCGCCCCGAGGCCGGCGCGUCCGACAACAGCUCCGACGCCUCGGACGGCCACCGCGGCGCGCACCUGCUGCACGGCCUCCAGUACGCGCACGCCAUGAAGUACGAGGCCGGCGAGGGCAGCAACGGCGGAGGGAACUGGAUGCCAGGCGCGGCCCGGCCGGUCGCCGGCGUCCCCGCCGCGCACCCGCUCCCGGUGUUCGCGCUCUGGAACGACUGAGCGAGUGAGAUUAGCGUAGCACGCAACGCAGGGACGUACUCGUAGUAGGUAGCUAGCUAGGGCAACAUGCUCACAUGUACGGUGGUGCAAGAGGACCGAUGAUAAAGCUUGCAGGGGAGGCGGUGUUGUGAUCGGCCGACCUCUGCGAUGCGAGGGUAGGGUGUGCGAUGAUGCAUGUCGUUGCAUGGUUGGCGCCUUAACUUGUGUGAGAGGUGCCGACAAUUUUGCCGCAAUGUGAGACUCUUUGACGUGCAUGCAUGCAUGCAUGCCACGACGUAGGAGAUUUUCAAUUCUAGCAUGCA
This is a messenger RNA of Triticum dicoccoides, 2046 nucleotides long. Its product is annotated as AP2-like ethylene-responsive transcription factor BBM2. Gene Ontology annotation, molecular function: DNA binding; DNA-binding transcription factor activity. The transcript is spliced from 9 exons. NCBI's taxonomy places the organism in Eukaryota, Viridiplantae, Streptophyta, Magnoliopsida, Poales, Poaceae. The record is from RefSeq and is a predicted model, not a curated record. Gene Ontology annotation, biological process: regulation of DNA-templated transcription. The coding region runs from base 158 to 1744 and encodes 528 amino acids.